AUGGAAAAAACGACUAUACCGACAAAUAAUACAUCAGAUGGUGUAAUGGACAAUGGUGAUGAACCAGCGGAAAUGAAAUAUUUACGUUCAGCGGAUCACAAUUCAAAAGAUAAUAUUACAGAUGCAAGAACAGCUAAUGAAUGGGCAGCUAAAAAAUAUAUUUGGGUACCUGAUGAACAUGAAGGUUUUAUUCGUGGUCAAGUACAACAAGAACAAACGAAUGGACAAUUAUUAGUUGAUUUAGAAAAUGGUAAACGUAUUACCACACAUAAAGAUGAUACACAACGUGUAAAUCCACCAAAAUUUAGUAAAAUAGAAGACAUGUCAGAAUUAACUUGUUUAAAUGAUGCAUCGGUAUUAUUUAAUCUUAAGGAACGUUAUUAUUCAGGAUUAAUAUAUACAUAUUCGGGUUCAUUUUGUAUUGUUGUCAAUCCCUAUAAACGUCUAUCAAUUUAUUCGGAAAAUGUUAUUGAAAUGUAUAAAGGUAAAAGACGUGAACAAAUGCCACCACAUAUAUUUUCUAUUGCGGGUGAUGCGUAUCGUUUAAUGUUACAGAAUCGUGAAAACCAAUCAAUUUUAUGCACAGGUGAAUCUGGUGCUGGUAAAACUGAGAAUACAAAAAAAGUUAUUCAAUAUUUGGCUUACGUUGCAGCUGCACCAAAAAGUUCACAACGUCAACCGGGAAACGCUGUUAACCAAUAUGAAGUAAAAAAACACUUUUUUGAAUUUAACUAUUUGAUUAAAUUUUAUUUUAUUCAGCAACAAAUCAGUGCAAAAAAAAUAAACGAUGCCAUCGGUGAACUUGAAGCUCAACUUCUUCAAGCAAAUCCAAUUCUUCAAGCAUUUGGUAAUGCUAAAACUGUUAAAAAUGAUAAUUCAUCACGACUUGGUAAAUUUAUUCGUAUUAAUUUUGACACAACGGGUUUUAUUGUUAGUGCAUCAAUUGAAACAUAUUUACUUGAAAAAUCUCGUACUACUCAUCAAGCUAAAGAUGAACGAACAUUUCAUAUAUUUUAUCAAUUGUUACGUGGUGCUAAUACAAAAAUGAUAACAGAUUAUUUAUUAGAAGAUUUUAGUCGUUAUCGUUAUUUAACACAUGGUAAUGUAACAAUACCAGGUGUUGAUGAUGGUGAAGAAUUUCAAAAUACAGUUAAAGCUAUGCAAAUAAUGAAUAUGUCAAAUGAUGAUUUAAAUUCAAUAUUUCGUACGAUGUCAGCAGUUUUACAAAUGGGUAAUAUGCAAUUUAAACAAGAAUGUAGUGCUGAAUAUUCAAUAUCAUAA
Messenger RNA from Rotaria sp. Silwood2, 1281 nucleotides. The record is from the annotation of a GenBank genome assembly. NCBI's taxonomy places the organism in Eukaryota, Metazoa, Rotifera, Eurotatoria, Philodinida, Philodinidae.